Messenger RNA from Gadus morhua (Atlantic cod), 2388 nucleotides. RefSeq names its product 3-phosphoinositide dependent protein kinase 1b (gene pdpk1b). The record is from RefSeq and is a predicted model, not a curated record. Gene Ontology annotation, biological process: intracellular signal transduction; peptidyl-serine phosphorylation. The coding region runs from base 70 to 1785 and encodes 571 amino acids. The transcript is spliced from 14 exons. Gene Ontology annotation, molecular function: protein serine/threonine kinase activity; ATP binding. NCBI's taxonomy places the organism in Eukaryota, Metazoa, Chordata, Actinopteri, Gadiformes, Gadidae.
UUUGCGGUAACAUUGUUGUGGAACGACGUCACAGCUCGAAAAUGAAGGCGCAGAGGCAGCCAUUACUGGAUGUUCUCUAAUUAUUUUAUUCCUAAUAAAUACUCGCGGAAAACUUCCAUGGCAAGAGCCACAAGUCAAUUGUAUGAUGUUGUGCCCAUUCAGACCAGCGUUGUCAUCUGUCCCUGCCCACAUCCCUCAAUGGUAAGAAACCAGCCUGACACCUGCUCGCCACUUGCCAUCCCAGGUGCAAGUAGCAGCCUCUGUCCCAGCAUGGAGGCCCCGUCCGCGGAGGCCAGGGCCGCGGAGCUACGCACCCAGACGGCCAUGCAGGCCUCCCAGCCUCGCAAGAAGAGGCCGGAGGAUUUCAAGUUUGGCAAGAUCCUGGGAGAGGGCUCCUUCUCGACAGUUGUCCUGGCAAAGGAACAAUCAACGGGGAAGGAAUAUGCAAUUAAGAUUCUGGACAAGCGGCAUAUUGUGAAGUCCAAAAAAGCCCAGUAUGUGAAAAGAGAGCGAGAUCUGUUGUCAAAUCUAGAUCACCCAUUCUUCGUCAAACUCUACUUCACCUUUCAAGAUGACGAGAAGUUGUAUUUUGGUCUUAGCUUUGCUAAGAAUGGGGAACUUCUAAAAUACAUUCGUAAAAUCGGUUCUUUUGAUGAGACCUGUACUCGAUUCUACUCAGCAGAAAUUGUUUGUGCUCUAGAAUAUUUACACAAUAAGGAGAUAAUACAUAGAGAUCUGAAGCCAGAGAAUAUUCUACUGAGUGAAGAUAUGCACAUCCAAAUCACAGAUUUUGGGACUGCAAAGCAGUUGACUGACAGUAAGCAAUCUAAAGCGAACUCCUUUGUUGGGACGGCCCAGUACGUCUCCCCCGAGCUGCUGACAGAUAAGUCGGCCUGCAAGAGUUCAGACCUUUGGGCGCUGGGAUGUAUAAUAUAUCAGCUGGUCGCCGGGUUACCGCCCUUCAGAGCUGGAAACGAGUACCUAAUAUUCCAGAAGAUAACAAAGCUGGAGUACGAGUUCCCAGAGAAGUUCUUCCCCAAAGCCAAGGAUCUUGUUCAAAGGCUUUUGUCUCUGGACCCCUCCAUGCGGAUCGGCUGUGAGGAGAUGGGGGGCUACGACCCGUUGAGACGGCAUCCCUUCUUCGAGACCACGUCCUGGGAUGACCUCCACCUGCAGUCGCCUCCCAAGCUGACACCAUACCUGCCCGCCAUGUCGGAGGAUGACGAGGACUGCUACGGAAACUACGAUGACCUGCUGAGCCAGUUCAGCAGCAUGCAGGUGAGCCAGUCCAGCUCCUCCCACUCGCUGUCCGCCCCGGAGUCCCUGCCGCCCCAGAGGUCCAGCAGCAACAUCGAGCAGUACAUCCACGACCUGGACAACAACUCCUUUGAGCUCGACCUGCAGUUCUCUGAGGAGGAGAAGCAGCUGCUGCUGGACAAACAGACAACUGGAAACCCCUGGCACCAGUUUGUUGAGAAUAACCUGAUCCUCAAAAUGGGCCCAGUUGAUAAACGAAAGGGUCUGUUCGCCAGGCGGAGGCAGCUGCUGCUCACCGAGGGCCCACACCUGUAUUACGUGGACCCGGUCAACAAGGUCCUGAAGGGUACCAUCCCUUGGUCCCUGGAGCUGCGGCCCGAGGCCAAGAACUUCAAGACCUUCUUUGUUCACACGCCCAAUCGAACGUAUUAUCUAAUGGAUCCCAGUGGGAAUGCUGACAAAUGGUGUAAGAAGAUCCAGGAAGUCUGGAGAAAGAUCUAUCAAAGCCACCAAGGCCCUGGCCUAUAGGGUCGAGGCUCCUCUGUGGCCCCGCCUCCUCCCUCUUUGCUCCAAGGCCAAUCACUGAGCAGAGUAACAUCCUCUUUAGUGUCCUUCAUCACCGCUAUGUAAACACUCUUUUUAGAGACGCUGGCAUCUAGACCUUGUUAGUUUUUUUCUGAGCAGAACCACGGGAUAACACACGGUGGAUCCAGAGUGCCUGCUUGUUCUGUGAGGCUUGUGUUGCAUUGGUCCACGUGUGGAUGAUGAGACUGCUUCCCCUGCACAUCUGCUUCUCAUCCAACCUGCAAGGGAAAGCAAAAAGAAAAGUGGUCUUGUCUGUAGAACCACAGGCUGCGGUACCUCCGACUCCGUCAGGUGCAAGGGCUGGUUUCCUGCUGCUAUGACGACUAGAAUCAGUCCAGCUGUGUCCAACAGCGCGGAUACAGUGUGAUACUUCAACCAUGUUCUUAUCCUUCAUUGUACAUGUAAGGAGUAUUCAAAAAGCCCAUUUCUAGAGCAUAUAUACUACAUAGUCGCUGCAGAUGUAACCUGAUCCCGGGUCAGGGUUAGGACUCGGGCGGGCUCUCACCCUGACCCCCCGCCCCCCCCCCCCCCCCCGGCCACCCUGCU